Messenger RNA from Daucus carota subsp. sativus, 5958 nucleotides. RefSeq lists its product as uncharacterized. Bases 107 to 5830 code for a protein of 1907 amino acids. Lineage: Eukaryota; Viridiplantae; Streptophyta; Magnoliopsida; Apiales; Apiaceae. The transcript is spliced from 8 exons. The record is from RefSeq and is a predicted model, not a curated record. Gene Ontology annotation, molecular function: protein binding. Gene Ontology annotation, cellular component: plasma membrane.
UAAACGUGAAGCCUCUCUAUAUAAGGAUAAGUAAUGUUGAUUAUUUAGCACCUGCAAAUAAUUUCUUCGAGAUUCAAUCCAACAAUAUACUAUACACGAUAUAAUUAUGGAUCGCUUAGAUGCUUUGUAUGACGCUGCCAUUGCCGGAGAUGCUGAUGCCAAGGCGAAAUUGGAGAUGGAAGCUGAUAACCUCAACGAUGAGGAGGAAACGAUCCUCCACGUCGAAUCGCAAAAGGGGAAUGCAGACCGGGUGCGAUUCAUUUUGAGUGAGUUUGCAAACAAAAAUCUUGUGGACAAGCUUACUAUAUAUGAACAUACUGCACUCCACUGGGCAAUAUAUCGCGGACAUACCGAAGUGGCGGAGAUCAUCAUUGCAGCAGCUAGAGAACAGUUGCCGGAAACUUCCUUUCAAGAGUUUCUUAGGCAAGGUGAUAAAGAUAAUGACACCGCGUUACAUGCAGCCGUCACUGAAAAGAAUGUAGCUGUUGUGAAGCUAUUAGUAGAGGCCGACCCUACUGAUCCACACACACAAAAUGACGAUGGUAAAACACCCAUGUUCAUAGCUGUGGAAGAAGGGUUGGAGGAUAUAGUGAAGAUCAUCUCUACAACUUGUACAGAUCCAUCUUUGGACGGACCUGAUGGUAGUAUUCUUAUGCCUGUCAAAAAUAUCGACGAAGUUGACAGCCAUGGUGGAACACUCUAUAAAAUAAUGGAUAGAGAUGCUUUGUAUGAUGCUGCUAUUGCCGGAGAUGCUGAUGUCAUGGCUAUGUUGGAGAUGAAAGCUGAUAUACUCAAUGAAUAUGGCGAAAACAUCCUUCACAUUGAAUCGGAGUCUGGAAAUACAGAACAUGUGCAAUUUAUUUUGUCGAAAUUCGAAGACAAAAAUCUUCUGGGCAAGCUGAAUAGAUUCGAACAAACUGCACUUCAUUUGGCAGUAGGUAACGGACAUACUCAAGUGGCUGCGCUCAUCAUUGAAGCAGCUAGACAACAAUUUCCGGAAACUUCCUCCUUUCAAGGUUUUCUUAGGCAAGGUGAUCAAGAUAUGGACACCGCCUUACAUUGCGCCGUCAUGGUAAAUAAUGUAGAUAUUGUGAAGCUAUUAGUACAAGCCGACCCUACUGAUCCCCAUACUCAAAACGAAAUGGGGAGAACACCCAUGUACAUGGCUGUGGAAGAAGAGUACGACGAAAUAAUCGAGGUAAUCUCUAAAAGUUGCACAGCUCCUUCUCUCGACGGACCUGAUGGUAGUACUGUUGUGCGUGUUAACAAUCUUGACGACCAAGUUGAGAGCCCUGGUGGAUCACGCUAUAGAAUUAUGGAUAGAGAUGCUUUAUUUGUGGCUGCCAUUGCCGGGGAUGGUGAUGCCAUUGCUAAAUUGGAUAUGGAAGCUGAUAAGCUGGACAGAUAUGAACGAACUAUCCUUCAUACUGAAUCCAUGAAUGGAAAUACCGAACAUGUGCGGUUCAUUUUAAGGGAGUUUGCGAACAAAAAUCUUUUGGUGAAGCUGGGUAAUCAACAAGAAAAUGCACUUGCAUGGGCUGCAUAUUAUGGACACACUGAAGUGGUUGGGCUCCUCAUUGAAGCAGCUAGAGACUUGCCUCCUGAUCCAAUAACUUCUGUUCAAGCUUAUCUUAGGCAUGCUGAUCAAGAUUCGGAGACUGCCCUACAUGCAGCAAUUAAGGGAGGUUCUUUGGAUGCUGUGAAGCUAUUAGUAGAGGCCGACCCUACUGAUACGCAUAUUCAAAACAAACUAGGUGAAACCCCAAUGUACAUGGCUGUGGAAAACGGGUACACCGAGAUUGUAGAGGUAAUCUCUAAAACUUGCAAGGCUUGUUUUCUCGACGGACCUGAUGGUAGUACUGCUUUGCAUGCUGCUGUUAAGAAUGACGACGACGAUAGCCUUGAAGUGGUUAAGGUCCUAAUUGAUGCAGCUAGACGUUUACCGCCUUCUGCUGAUCCAGAUAAUGAUAUUACUGAUUCCAAUGCAGUGACUUCUUUUCAAUCCGCUUCAGAUAAUGAUAAUACAGACCAUGAUAAUGAUGAUGAUGGUGAUAGUACUGAUGAUCAUACUGAUCCAAAUCGAGUGACUUCUUUUCAAUCCUCUUCAGAUAAUGAUAAUAAUGAUGAUGGUGAUAGUACUGAUGAUCAUACUGAUCCAAAUCGAGUGACUUCUAUUCAAUCUUCUUCAGAUGAUGAAAGUAUCAAUGAUAAUCCAGUUAGUCCGUUUCAAGCUUUCCUCAGGCGAGUUGAUGAAGAUGGGAACACUGCCUUGCACAUAGCAGUCAUGCUACGUAGCUUGGAUGUAACUAAACUAUUAUUAGAGUCCGAUCCAAGUUUUGAGGGUACUCGAAACCAGAAAGGUGAAACCCCAAUGUACAUGGCUGUGGAAAACGGAUACAAUGAUAUUGUAGAGUUAAUCUCUAAAACUUGCAAGGCUUGUUCUCUGGACGGACCUGAUGGUAGUACUGCUCUCCAUGCUGCUGUUAAGAAUGACAACGAUAGCCUCGAAGUGGUUAGGGUCCUAAUUGAUCAUGCAGCUAGACGUUCGCCUCCUUCUGCUCCAGAUAAUGAUAUUACUGAUUCAGUUAGUUCUCUUCAAGCUUUCCUCAGGCGAGCUGAUGAAGAUGGGAACACUGCUUUGCAUAUAGCAGUCAUGCAACGGAACUUGAAUAUAGCUAAACUAUUAGUAGAGUCCGAUUCAAGUUUUGAGGGUACUCCAAACCAGAAAGGUCGAACACCGUUCUACAUAGCUGUGGAAAAAGAGCAUGCCGAUACAGCUAAGAUGCUCUGUACAACUUGCGCAACUCCACGUUUUCUGGUGGGUCCUGCUGUUAAUUUGACUGCUUUGCAUGCUGUUGUCAAGAAUCUUUACGAAGAUGCCAAAGAUGUGAUUAAAAUGAUCAUUGAUCAAAUCAAAAAGCACAACACAAAUGUUCUUCCUGAUGAAAUAUUUUAUGAAACUGACGAGGAUGGAUAUACUGUGUUAGAAGUGGCGGUGGAGCUAAACCAAAUGCCAGUGGUUACUUUGCUAUUAGAUUUACAACAUCCCGCCGCCUCAAAGAGAAAGGAUGGUGCUUUUAUCAGUCUCAUGCCUGUAAUAUAUAAAGCCCAGGAGAAGGAUUACAAGAAGAUUGUCGACUUACUCAACCAAAGGUACGACGACGGAUCUAAAUUGUCUAAAGACUUCAAAGAUCAAGUGAGUUUGAUAUCGGCUAUUAAAAGUGGCAAAACAGACACCGUCGUCAGCCUAUUGUCGGAUGCAGGCCGUGGUGCCCAGCGUCUUGUGACCUUUGUUGACAAGCUUGGGUGGACAGCCCUUCAUCAUGCAGUAUAUCAUGAAUCUAUUCCAAUAAUUAAACACAUAGCAGAAGCUCAAAAAGGGAUUAAACCUAAAUCUGGGUACAAAGAUAAGGUACCUACACCGUUUCAUGUAGCUGUCCAAAAAGAGCGGACUUCUAUAGUGAUACUUCUUAUGCAAUUAUGGCCAUCUACCUCUUCAACAUAUACUGCUGUUGAUAAAAAAGGACAAAAUAUACUACAUUUGGCCGCAUUGCAGAGCAAAAAAGAUAUGAUAGAAGGUAUUCUUAAAAAUUGCCCAGCAGAGCAUAAGAAAGAGUUUGUGAACAAGCAGAAUAACAAUGGCUAUACAACUCUUCACCUGCUUAUCCAACGUGGUUGCUUUGUUCCGGAACUUUUAAAAUACGAAGGACUUGAUACAAGUGUGAAAAACAAUGAGGACUGGACUCCUUGGGACAUGUUGUAUGUCCAGGAACAAAUUGUUGUGGACCAGGUAAAAAUCAAAGUGGCCCUUGAUCAUAUCCAAAUUGAUGGUAAAAAGGAUAUUUUUUCGAGUUCAGUGUUCACAACAAGUGAACGAGAGAAAAAAGAUGUGAAAUUUAGGGAACAAGCACAAAAAAUGAUAGAUGGAAUGCUUGCACUGAUGAAAGAAAAUACUGUAGCUGUUGCCAAGUGUUAUACCGAUGCCAUUGGCGGAGAUCCUAUAUCUAGAGCAGCAUUGGAGAUGGAAGCUGAUACACCCAACAAAGCGGGAGAAACUAUCCUUCACGUUGAAUCAAUUAAGGGAGCUGUAGAAAACGUUCGGUUCAUUUUGAGUGCGUUUGCAAAGAAAAACCUUUUGGUGAGGCUGGAUAAUCGAAAACAAAGUGCACUUUACCUUGCAGCACAUCAUGGACACGCAAAAGUGGUUGAGGCUCUCCUUGGUGCAGCCAAACGUAAUUUGCCUCCUUCCUCAGCACUAGAUGCAGAUUUUAAAGCAUUAUUCCAGAGAAGUGAUGAGUCCGGACGCACUCCGUUAGAAUUGGCAAUGUCCUACAAUCACGUGAACGCUGUUGAACUGAUAUUACUUGCAGAUCCGGCCUAUCAAGAUGGCCGUGGAAGUAGAAAUCAGGGUCUUUUGCGUUUAAUCUACCAAGCCAAGGAGAAUAAAUACAAUGACAAAAUUGUCGAAUUACUGUCUGCAACUUUCGAAACUGGGAUCGACCCUAAUCUUAAAGGCGUGCUAGGUUUGAUUGUUGCUAUUCAAAGAGGCGAUGCAGGUCCUAUAUCCCAACUCUUGAGAGGAGAAGAUAAUAAACAUUUCCUAAAUUUUGUGGACUCUGAAGGAUGGACCCUUCUUCAUCAUGCUGCAUAUCACCAAUUUGAUUCUAUACUCAGUGAAAUGAUAGAAGCUCAAGAAAAAGUAGGAUAUCAAUUUGUAUGUGGAGAGAGGGUAGCCACACCAUUUCAUGUUGCAGCAAGAUGUGGACAUACUUCUACUCUUAUUCGACUUCUGCGAUUAUGGCCGAGUUCGUCGUCCCGGUACACAACAGUCGAUGAAAAUGGUCAAAAUAUUAUGCAAGCUGCGCCCUCUCCGUACACAGCAGUUGACGAGAAUGGUCAAAACAUAUUACACCUGGCUGCUCUUACGAAUAAAAAGGAGAUGGUGAAUGGUAUUUUCAGAUGUUGUCCAUCAAAGCAGAAGAACCUGCUUUUAUCCAAAAGAGAUGAUAAUGGCAAUACACCUCUUCAUUUACUUGUCGCUCAAGGAUGUUUCAUUGAGGAUCUCAUCAAAUAUAUAGCAGCUGGUGAUACGACCAACAACGAUAAUUGCACUCCCAGAGACAUGUUAUAUAGUCAACAUAACAUUGUUGGUGAUCAGGUACAAAUAAAAAUGGCACUGGAUGAUAUCAACACCGAUCAGUCUAGGAAACUUUGGUCUGGUAGCAGAAAGAGAAGUAUUUCUUCAAGUUUAGCAGUGCUCCCAGCUAGUAGACGAGAGAAAAAAGAUAUCCUAUUUAAUGAUGACCAAAAUAAGUUGAGGGAAAAAAAGAAUGCAAAGAUGCAAGAAGAUCUGCAAAGAUAUAGAGAGGGGACCAACAGCCAGAUCGUAGUUAGUGCACUGAUAACUACAAUAACUUUUACAGUAGGAUUCACCAUACCUGGUGGUCUUCAUCAAAGUGGAGAAAGUAAUCAAGGAUUGGCGGUUCUUUCAAAAAAGGCAGCUUUUAAAAUAUUUAUGAUAGCCGAUGCCUUUGCUUUGCUAUUGUCCAUCUGUGCUUUGUUCAUCUACUUUCUUGAAAAUAUGUCACAAGAUCUCGAGCAUGUGACCAGACUUCAUGCAACAACAAUGGGGCUGAACAUUGCUUCUGUUAUGUUGACGAUGUUUGUUUUUAUGACAGGAACGUAUGUCGUGUUAUCCAAGUCAUUAUCCCUGAGCAUUACCAUUUGCGCCGUCGGUUCCCUCUUCUUUAUUUUUGUCAUUGUUCAACUGCUGAGGAUUGCAUAUGAAUGGCGAGUACGGAAGUAUAACGAUUACAAGAAAGAAGCUUGAGUAUUUGUUUUGCUAUUUUCAGUUAUUUUAUGUACUCAUGAUAUAUGGAACCAUGACUCCAUUAAAGAGGAUUGAAAAUUGUGGAAGCUGUCAAAGCACUUGUUUAUAUAUUAUUGAAAAUUGUGGAA